Messenger RNA from Daphnia pulicaria, 3105 nucleotides. RefSeq lists its product as uncharacterized. Bases 1 to 3105 code for a protein of 1034 amino acids. The transcript has a single exon. The record is from RefSeq and is a predicted model, not a curated record. NCBI's taxonomy places the organism in Eukaryota, Metazoa, Arthropoda, Branchiopoda, Diplostraca, Daphniidae. Gene Ontology annotation, molecular function: catalytic activity.
AUGACACUCCAUUACUCUCGUUCAGAUCUUUUGGCUCUGAGCCUGAGGCCUACCCCCAGGCUCAUGCCUGGCAACUACAGAAUUUUCAGAGACCUUUGUCUGCUUGUGAGAAUGUCAACAAGCCGAUCACGCCGAAAGAAAAAGAAACGAUGUGAGAAGUUGCUUAGUGAUACUGAUGCCAAACUUUUCUUAGUAAAUGCAAGGGACCUCCGCAAUUUCUCUUCCUGCACUAAAAUUACCCGUCUACUCGCUGCGUCUUGUCCUGACCUGCUGGCGGUAACUGAGACUUGGUUUACUGAUGCUGCUGGCGACCAUGACGCCAGGUCUGUCUGCCCGCGCGGCUACUCAGCAGUGCAGAAGCCUAGAAACCUGGUUCUAACGAAAAAGAAGAGUGGUGGUGGUUUGGCUCUCUUCCACAAAAACUCAGUCAAAGUGACAGUAUUGUCUGAGUUCCCUGAUUUUCUUUCUUUCGAGUGCCUUGACCUUAGUGUUGCGAUCAAAUCUACAAAAGUCCGUCUCAUCGUCAUCUACAGACCACCGGAUAAAUCACGCGCCCAAUUCAUUGAAGAAUUCUCUUCUCUACUGGAAUCUACAGUUUCAGUCUCCUCGAAGCUAUUGAUCACCGGAGACUUCAAUCUUCAUGUCGACGCUCCAAUCACCGACGCGUAUGCCAAUCAUUUUCUGACUCUCGUCGAGUCUUUUGGCUUGCAGCAACACGUGAACCAACCCACACACAACGAUGAUCACAUUCUCGACUUGGUUCUCUCCCGUCAGUCGGAAUCCCUGGUGAAAUCCACUCACGUUGAUGACAGCUUAGGUCGGAAUAUCUCUGAUCACUCUGCUAUCAAGUGUGUGCUCAACAUCCGACCUCCCCGUUGGCCGACUAAGACCAUCACCUUCAGGUCGUUCAAGUCCAUUGACUUGGACGCUUUUCUCUUGGACAUUGACUCUCUUCCGUUGGUACAGUCUCCAUCCGACUCACUGGAUGGCCUUGUCACCCAGUACAACGAUGGCAUCCGCUCCACUAUCGAUCAACAUGCUCCUCUUCAGACGAAAACCAUUGUUCUCCGUCCUUCUGCUCCUUGGAGAUCCUUUGAAAUCCGAGGCCUUAAAGCGAUGGCACGAUGGGCUGAGCGAAUGUGGCAGGCUGCUAGGAGAAAACGCGACCCAGCCAGUGAACGAUUCCACAAAGUCUACAGAAAACACCGAUUAAAGUACUCUACUACUCUUGACGCCGCCAGAACCGAUUCAGUUCGGGAACGUGUGUCUGACUGUGGUGGCGAUAUGCGCGCACUUUUUCAACUGGUUGGCGACUUAACUGGCUCAUCCUCACCCCCGGUUCUUCCAGAUCGUCCCUGCAUGCAGGAAGUUGUCGACGACCUAAGCGAAUUCUUCUCGUCUAAAAUCUCUACAAUACGAUCGAAUUUGGACCGUGUGGCUGAGUCUACCUCGUCUCACACACUUCAGCACGAGCAGUCCUUCCUUCAGCUACAUGAAGAAAACGACCUGCUCAAGUUUCGAUCUGUGUCCACUGCGGAGGUGUCCAAACUUAUUGAAUCGUCGCCAACGAAGUCGUGUUCCUUGGACCCACUACCAACUCAACUACUCAAGAAGUGCCUCGUGGUCCUAGUUAGACCAAUAACCGACAUAAUCAACCUUUCCCUUUCUACUGGCGCUUUUCCUUCCAGUCUGAAACAUGGCAUCAUCACGCCUCUCCUGAAAAAACCAACUCUUGACCGGAACGUACUAGGCAACUUUCGUCCAGUAUCAAACCUUUCAUUUCUUUCGAAACUGAUCGAGAGAGCUGUUCUCAUGUUGCUGACUGAACACUUGUCUAAGUUCCACCUACUUCCGGUACACCAAUCAGCCUACAGAGCCAACCAUUCAACUGAGACAGCCCUACUCUCCUUAUUUGAUGACCUUCUCACCACAGCAGAUCAAAAAGACGCAAGUGCUCUUGUUCUUCUCGACCUGUCUGCGGCAUUCGACACAAUUGACCACCAAAUACUGCUUGAGAGACUGUCCCACUGUUUCGGCCUUUCUAGCACCGCUGUCAACUGGUUCUCAUCAUACUUAAGCAAUAGAACGCAGUCCGUCCAUGUUGGUGCAUAUACAUCUGCUAGCGUUCAUCUUUUGUUUGGCGUAGCACAAGGCUCCGUACUCGGCGGCCCACUGUUCAUCAUGUACGUCACACCUUUUUCUGAGGCUACGAAAACUGAAGGCGUGCAAGUUAGUCAGUUUUCAGAUGACAAGCAGGCACGCUCACGUUUCGCUCUCAAGGAGGAUUUCUCCUCCCAGUCUCAGUGUCGCACCCGCCUUGGCUGCUGGUUCGAAAAGACCGACGCCUGGCUCACCAUCAACCGCGUCCAGCUCAACAUUCCUAAAAGCACACUAAUCUACACAUACAACCCCGGUAAAGGCUCCACAACUCGUCACAUUGAUUCAACCCCUCUCCAGAUUGGAUCGUCACUAGUCCAGCCGUCCACAACGGCUUGUAACCUUGGUGUCAUCAUUGAUAGUCACCUGACAAUGGAAGCCCAAGUCAAGAAGACCUGCAGAGCCGCCAACUUUCAUCUCAGCAGGAUAAACAAGAUCCGUCGGUUUCUCGAUUUUUCCUCUGUCAAAUGUGUUGUGAAUGCUUUAGUUCUUUCUCGCCUCGAAUACUGCAAUUCUCUCUAUCUUAAUCUUCCAUCUUCUCUCUUGAAGCGCCUUCAGCGUGUCCAAAAUGCAGCGGUUCGUACGAUUUUUAAUCUUCGAAAACGUGAACAUGUGUCUAUACACCGCCAAUCUCUUCGCUGGCUUGAAAUCGCUGACCGUGCUAAACUCAAAGUUGCCUGUCUCACUUUUCGCUGCCUUAAUGGCUCAGCCCCUCCCUAUCUUUCUGAUCUCAUCUCCUGCUAUUCCCCAAGUCGUGAACUCCGCUCCGGCGAUAAAACUCUUCUCAUUUGCAAACCUUAUCGUCUCACUCUAUUCGGCAAACGAGCUUUCUCAUGCGCCGCCCCUCUUCUCUGGAAUAGUCUACCCGACCCUGUCAGACAAGCCCCGAACUUGAACACUUUUCGUUCUCUUGUAAUUCGUCACCUUCUGUCCAAAAACUGUAACUAA